AGACAAGACGCAAUCGAAUCUGGACACGACGAGCUGCGAAACCUGCGAGCUGCGAGACAUUUCAACCACUCUUCUCAUUCGACCCGUUCCAUAUCCCAUUGUUCCUCUCCGAUCCCGCGACCGUGGCUGACUCUCCCGAUCCUAUCCAACUUCCAACCCUCUCCCGAUCCCGUUCCAACGGCGCGCUUGGGACUCCCCUUCGCUCUCGGGCCCUCACCUUGUUCGCGAAAUAUACAUAAUCCAGUUCUUCUGCUGCAGUCCGGUCAAUUUUGAUUUCUGCAUCAUUGGAACCAUUCGGCAAUUCCCUGUCCACCACCACCUAUCAUUUUUCACGACCCUACCUGCUCCUCGACUUCCCCGUCUUUGGCUCGACCCGAAUCAUUGAAACCCCCGCUUCGUGAUCCUACCUCCGGGAUCCUACAUUCGACCUUUUCUCAUGGACGUCGGAGGUUGAAUUCACCAUUUACAAUCUCACAACUUCCUUUCGUUUGUCAGGUUUCCUUCAUCGGCGCAUUUGACCUGGACGUCCCAUCUUCCCGAGGUUCCACAAAUCAGUGUGAUGUGGCUAGGAAACAUUUGGUGGAAAUAGUUUAUCUUCGGUCAUCGUUUGUCCCCCGUUCAACAAGAUGGGUAAUUCUCAGGGGAAGCCGGUGGCUUGCGAUGAUGCGGUCAACCUCAACCAUUUCCGCCUCCUUCGCGUGGUCGGCAAGGGUGCUUUCGGCAAAGUCCGUAUUGUGGAGAGGAAGGAUACUGGGUUAACAUUUGCUCUCAAGUAUAUUCGCAAAGAAGAGGUUGUCCGGUCAGAAAGUGUACGAAACAUUAUUCGUGAACGCCGAAUGUUGGAGCACUUGAACCAUCCGUUCCUUUGCAACUUGCGGUACAGCUUCCAGGACAUGGAAUACAUCUACAUUGUAGUGGAUCUGAUGAAUGGCGGCGAUCUUCGGUUUCAUAUUUCGCGGAAGUGUUUCACUGAGGAGGCAGUGCGGUUUUGGAUGGCAGAGCUGGCUUGUGCCCUGAGGUAUAUCCACUCUCAGGGUAUUAUCCAUCGUGAUCUCAAGCCCGACAAUGUGCUGUUGGAUUCGGAAGGACAUGUUCACUUGGCUGAUUUCAAUGUCGCGUCAGACUUCCGACCGGGAAAGCCUCUCACGAGCAAGUCGGGAACAUUGGCUUAUCUAGCUCCGGAGGUGUAUGAGGGUGGUGGUUACUACUUUGAAGUCGAUUGGUGGUCGUUAGGUGUCACCUUCUAUGAGUGCAUCUACAACAAGCGACCAUUCGAGGGCCGUAGCCAAGAGACUCUCAGCGAGAACAUCAAGAGAGCGCAGCCCAAAUACUAUGUCACCAAUCCCGCUGUCUCCGUCCCCUGUCUCCGAGCCUUGUCAGCAUUGAUGGAGAAGGACCGUAGUCGACGUAUUGGCGCCAUUGGCUUCGAAAGUUUCACCUCGCACAUGUUCUUUGCAGAUAUCGACUUUGAUGCGCUCGAGCGGAAAGAGUACUCUCCUGUAUUCCGUCCCUCCAGUGAUAAAACCAACUUCGAUGCAACCUACGAUCUGGAGGAGUUACUGCUGGAAGAAGCACCCCUGGAGGCUCGCGCUCGUCGGCAAAAGCCACGUGCGGAAUUGCGCGAGGAUGCAACGGCCAAGGAGGUCCGUGAGGACGAGCUCCAUCGUUUGAUUGAGACGAUGUUUGAGCCGUUUGAUUAUACCCUUGUUAGCUUCCAAGUCAAGGCCGCGGAAGCUAUUGCUGCGACAACUAACCCCGAAGACUGCUUCCCCAUUCCUACCGCGACCUCCACUUCUCAUUCCCGUCAACUUUCACAACCUGAAUCCUCCGCUCGAAACUCGUCCCCACCGCAGCAUGAGCGUUCCUUCCACGCCAUCUCCCACAAUGACAACCUGACAAGUGUCAGCGAGAACCUCGAUCCCAAUGACUCGGUUUCUGGUCAUCCACCACCCUCACCUUCGACUCGUGCUUCGCCCUCGCCCCCGCCUCCACCAAUGCCUCCGGCCCCGUCUUUCCACCGCCCAUUACCCCCGGCGCCUCGGCCCGGCGGUGCUACAAGAAAGAUGAGCAAGGGAGGCGGUGUACAAAUGGUCCUGGAGGAGGCAGGCAGCUGGAGCGAGCUCGCAAAUCACAGCUCUACCCUCCCAGCCGAGGGCUUUGAGGGUGCGGGCAAGGGCAAGCAAUCCAACAGCGGCAUGCUUUCAUUCCUAAGCAGAAAGAAGGGCCGUGAUCGCAGCCCCAAGCCUACAGAGCCGGGUGUUUUGGGCAAGGAAGGUGCCCGACAGAUCAUCAGCUGAAGCACUUGAUCCUCCAAAAGAAGUUGGGCCCGGCGAACAUUUCCCAGAGACAAGCUUCUCUACGAAUGAGUCUUCAGGCUCUUGUUGCAUUGACCGUGGUUUACCUCGGACAUAAUCUCACCCGACCUUACUGUGUGUAUCAGACUCUCGCGGUGUUUGCCUCUUCAAAAUUACAGGGCCGGACGUGGUCAGUAGCCCGCCCAGUGCGAUCUACUCCACUCCAUCGCCCUGCUCGCUGCCAGUCUGAUUCGCUCGACCGUCGCAAUGACCACCUUAUCAUAAUGUUGGGCAGACUAUGCCUGGACCGUACUUGUGGAUAACUUCGAACCACGCAUUCAUUCCGCAUUAUCUUCAUGCAGGAAAGAUCAUGGAUGGUCUCGCCUGUGGCAAUCCACUGCCUCGAUUUUCAUUCUUCUAGAUUCCCCGGACCCAGCGACAAGUCAAAUUUAUUGAUUUUUAUUUGAUUUCUUUUGCCUGUUUUCUUUUACAUCAUACUCAUUCAUGCUUUCAUCUUCCAUACUCAUCAACAAACUGUACAGAUGGACAUGUUCCUCGAUUGACGAUUCCAUAUUGUCAAUGACCAAUGCUGGUAGGCUUUCUGAACCAGGCAGUUCACCUUUCGACGCUACGUUUUUAUCAAUCAUCUGUGACCAUUUCUUUUUCUUUGUUGGAGUUUUCAUACCCUGAUUUUAUUGAUUGAUACAACACACACGUUUCCUCUUCGGUUUGUGUUUAUUCUUUUUUCUGUCUUCUGGUGUAUUAGAAAGGAUGGGAGCUUGCUGCAUUGUACUUGGAGGUGGUCAGUGAAAUAAGUGUAUUUUAAUGUGUCCUCAAUGCCAUGUCUCAG
This is a messenger RNA of Penicillium subrubescens, 3144 nucleotides long. Its product is annotated as serine/threonine-protein kinase. Gene Ontology annotation, molecular function: protein serine/threonine kinase activity; ATP binding. The record is from RefSeq and is a predicted model, not a curated record. Lineage: Eukaryota; Fungi; Ascomycota; Eurotiomycetes; Eurotiales; Aspergillaceae. The transcript is spliced from 7 exons. Bases 627 to 2297 code for a protein of 556 amino acids. Gene Ontology annotation, biological process: intracellular signal transduction; peptidyl-serine phosphorylation.